AUGAUUGUCAGAUCUCAAGGCAUCCGAGGCAGCUCCAGGGGCUUCAGCAGUGGGUCAGCAGUGGUGGGUGGGGGCAGGCGGGCUGGCUUCAGUUCUGCCUCCAUCUCUGUCGGUGGAGGCCGUACUUGCUCUUCUGGAGGCUUUGGCAGCAAGAGUCUCUAUAACUUUGGAAGGAACAGGAGCAUCAGCACGGCAGGGAGCCGGCAAGGGGCUGGCUGUGGAUUCAAUGCUGGAGGCUUUGGUGCUGGAGGCUUUGGUGCUGGAGGCUUUGGUGGUGGAGGCUUUGGUGGAGGCUUUGGUGGGGCGUUCAAUGGCCAAGGGGGAUCCAACUUCCCUGUGUGCCCUGCUGGUGGGAUCCAAGAGGUGACCAUUAACCAGAGCCUGCUGACCCCACUCCACCUGGAGAUUGACCCAGAGAUUCAGAAGGUGCGGACAGAGGAGCGGGAGCAGAUCAAAACCCUCAACAACAAAUUUGCCUCCUUCAUUGACAAGGUGAGGUUCCUGGAGCAGCAGAACAAAGUCUUAGAGACCAAGUGGAAUCUCCUGCAACAGCAGACAACUACCACAUCUAGCAAAAACCUAGAACCUUACUUUGAGACCUAUCUCAGUUGCCUGAGGAAGAACCUGGACAGCUUGCUCAAUGACAAGAGUCGCCUACAGUCUGAACUGAAGACUAUGCAGGACAGUGUGGAAGAUUUCAAGCACAAAUAUGAGGAAGAGAUCAAUAAGCGUACAGCUGCUGAGAAUGACUUUGUGGUCCUCAAGAAGGAUGUAGAUGCUGCUUACAUGAACAAAGUGGAGCUGCAGGCCAAGCUGGAUGCCCAAAAUGAUGAGAUCAACUUCUUGAGGGUCCUUUAUGAAAUGGAACUGUCCCAGAUGCAGACCCAUGUCAGUGACACCUCUGUGGUCCUCUCCAUGGACAACAACCGAUCGUUGGACUUGAACAGCAUCAUUGCUGAGGUCCAACUACAGUAUGAAGAUAUCAUCCAGAAGAGCAAGGCAGAGGCUCAAAAUCUGUACCAGAACAAGGUCCAGCAGCUUCAGAAUUCUGUUGACCUGCAUGGUGAUAGCCUGAAGAAUACCAAGAGUGAGAUCUCUGAGAUCAACAGGAUGAUUCAGAGGCUUCGGGCUGAGAUUGAGAACGUCAAGAAGCAGUGCCAAACUCUGCAGACAUCAGUGGCCGAUGCUGAACAGCGUGGGGAGCUGGCCCUGAAGGAUGCCCUCAGCAAACAGACUGAGCUGGAGAGUGCCCUGCGGAAGGCCAAGGAGGAGCUGAACCGACUGCUGCGAGAAUAUCAAGAGCUGAUGAACGUCAAGCUGGCCCUGGACCUUGAGAUUGCCACUUACCGGAAGCUGCUGGAAGGAGAAGAGUGCAGGAUGUCUGGAGAAUGCCAGAGUGCUGUAAGCAUCUCUGUGGUUGGUGGCAGUGUCAGCUCUGGAGCCCUCGGAGGAGGAUUUGGAGGCCACUCUGGCCUUGGGCUGGGCAGUGGUUUAGGUAGCGGAAGCGGCUUUGGGAUUAGCGGUGGCGGCUCUAGCACCAAGAUCGUCUCCUCCUCCAGCCUAACCAAGAGGACCGGCCGAUAAUGGCGAGAUGGCUCCCUGUACCCACCUGAGCACACUGCAACCCUAUCUCCUCAGUUUCUGUGCCUCUUUCACCUGAAGCUCCUACCUCUGCCCCAUGCCCUCUGGGCCUGGCUCACAGGAACUGCUUGAGGAUGAAAGAAUCCUUUUUUCUCCCCCUUUCCAAGGAUAUCCGUGAGGGGAUAGUGUCUUUGGCCAACUUUUUCUGGGUGUUUUAUUGCCUUAUUGCUGCUGUGGGCUGGCAUCCUGACUGGACCAGGAGGAAGUUAUCACUUGACUCUUCAUCUUGGUCAGAUAGAGGAGAAAAAUAACUAGGAGAUUUUUUCCUCCUCCUUUUAAGUAAUCAUAACCUUUUCUCAAUAAUGUGCGCCAUCUCUUACUCAUAAAUGGCACUUCUCAAUCUCUUAACCAGAUAUGCAAUCUUCUAGCCAGACCAUGGUAGGCUUUGCAUUCUUCCAAACAGACAUGCCCUUUCCCACCCAGAUACGCUUUCUUCCACCCAGAUCGGGGUUUGUUUACGUUCCUACAAUCAGAUACACCUUCUCCCACUUAAAAUAAGUGAUCUAAUAUUUUUGCCUCAUUUAUGCCAGUUCAAAAUUCAUUCUCCAUCACCAAAAAGUAAAAGUCCUGGUUCUUCAAGGUUGACACACAGUCAGUUGUCCUUUA
This is a messenger RNA of Vombatus ursinus (common wombat), 2247 nucleotides long. Its product is annotated as keratin, type II cytoskeletal 4-like. The transcript is spliced from 9 exons. Lineage: Eukaryota; Metazoa; Chordata; Mammalia; Diprotodontia; Vombatidae. Gene Ontology annotation, cellular component: keratin filament. The record is from RefSeq and is a predicted model, not a curated record. Bases 1 to 1584 code for a protein of 527 amino acids. Gene Ontology annotation, biological process: intermediate filament organization; keratinization. Gene Ontology annotation, molecular function: structural constituent of skin epidermis.